AGUGUCAAAAUGGGGAAUUUCAGCUAUUGCUUUCUGAGCUUGUAAAAGAGUUUACUAGGAACUGAGAAAAAUCACUCUCCUUGAUAUAACACACCUUGAAGACGAAACAAAUAUCUUUUUUUCUUUCAAACACUCACCAUGAGAGCGAUCACGCUAUAUCUUAACAGUGUCAACCAGCAAAUAUACACCGAAAACGGUCACCGACUCUCACAGCUCUUAUCUUUAUCGCAUUUACAUGUCCAAAGCUUAUUCGACCUAAACAUUGAUAUUGAAACGAUUGAAAAUGCGUGCAGUAGUUGCAUGCAGCCUUGGGACGAUAUAAUUGCACUGCAUUUGAGAGCUGCGCUUUUACAUUCCAAGAAUCAGCACGCUUUAGCAUUUCACACUCAAAAAGAACUCGUACAGAUGUUUCAACGAGCAAUGGCCAAUUUCACGCAGUGGUGCUUGCCAGUAUUAUAUGUUGUUAAUAACGAUCUACGUGCACUGGCUCGAGAGGCCGACCGACAUGCUAAAGUAUUAAUGACAGACGAUGAAGAAGCAGGGGAAUCGACGCAACGCAAAAAGCUAGAAGAAGCAGCCAACGUGAUGAGCAAAUCAUUUACACUCUGUAUAACGGAUAGAAACGCCCUACAAGUAUCAAAGAAAGUCGGCACCUACCGUAUGGUUGGCUUAAUGUUCCGUACCUAUUUCCAGUUGAAGCAACAAAACCUAUGCAAGAACAUCCUAAGAGCAGUACGAGCAGCGGAUUUGCCUGAAAUCGACUAUUUUCCAAAGUGCGACCGUGUUACUUUUCGCUACUAUCUGGGUCGACUCUAUUUCUUACAGGAAGAAUACAGCAAAGCUGAAAAUGAGCUUGAUCUGGCUUUCAGAGAGUGCUCCAACACAAGUGUCAAAAACAAAGAGUUGAUUUUACAGACCUUACUACCUAUCCGACUCAUGCGUGGUGUAAUGCCUAGCAAGAAAUUACUCAAGCGGUUCCCGAAAAUCAAAAAGACCUACGGCCAUAUUGUCGAAGCGAUCAAGUCCGGUAACAUUGACGUGUUUAAGCACCAAUUACAGUUAGCAGAACAAGUGUUGUUUCGUCAAGGAACGUAUUUGGCCGUAGAGAAGGCACAAAAUAUUGCCAUGAGACAAUUGUUUCGUAAAGUUUACGUUCAUUUAGAUAAUAAUCCUCGUAUACCCAUAUCUACAUUCCAAGCUGCACUGAAAAUAUCUGGAAUUGAAGUGGAUAUAGAAGAAACCGAGUGGAUGUUGGCCAACAUGAUCUUCAAGGGUUACAUGAAAGCAUAUCUUUCCCACGAAAAGAUGUUUGCUGUGCUUAGUAAAGCAAAUCCGUUUCCUCAAGUAUCAAGCAUUCCUUUACAAACGUUAAUUCAGUAAUAAAACAAGAGUGUCUCUAGUAUUACCACAUCAUGUCAAAUGUUUGAAAUAGAAGAGCUUAGU
This is a messenger RNA of Zychaea mexicana, 1443 nucleotides long. RefSeq lists its product as uncharacterized. Gene Ontology annotation, biological process: poly(A)+ mRNA export from nucleus; transcription elongation by RNA polymerase II; post-transcriptional tethering of RNA polymerase II gene DNA at nuclear periphery. Bases 139 to 1380 code for a protein of 413 amino acids. The record is from RefSeq and is a predicted model, not a curated record. Lineage: Eukaryota; Fungi; Mucoromycota; Mucoromycetes; Mucorales; Lichtheimiaceae. The transcript is spliced from 10 exons. Gene Ontology annotation, molecular function: RNA binding; double-stranded DNA binding. Gene Ontology annotation, cellular component: transcription export complex 2.